Salmo salar (Atlantic salmon) is the source of this 5335-nucleotide messenger RNA. RefSeq names its product equilibrative nucleoside transporter 2. The record is from RefSeq and is a predicted model, not a curated record. Gene Ontology annotation, biological process: thymine transport; hypoxanthine transport; adenine transport. Lineage: Eukaryota; Metazoa; Chordata; Actinopteri; Salmoniformes; Salmonidae. Gene Ontology annotation, cellular component: plasma membrane; basolateral plasma membrane. Gene Ontology annotation, molecular function: nucleoside transmembrane transporter activity.
UUCCAUUGCCCCUGUGUGGGAAGUUGAACACAACAGUUCAUUGCAGCCCUACCAUUAUCACUUCAUAUUGCCGAAAACAAAUAGUAGGUUUUGAUUUACAUAAUGGGGAGGAUCACAGCAAUAUGCUAUGCUGUUUUUGAUUCUACCGGUAUCACGGAAAAUGAAGGUUACGCUCAACGUUAGCUUGUUACUUCCGUUCUUAACGAUUUGACGCUCGGGCCACGUGGAGUGAUACAUUUACCGUGUAACAUUUUUUAACUAUGACCUUCAUUUUAUCGCUUUGGUAUUCACAACGACAUCAGCUUUGUUUACCGUCGCGACAGUGAAAACAUUGAGCUGACUACCACGUUUCUCGUCGCUACAAGUUUCAACCGAACCCCAUAGCACAGGAUGAAGGACCGGACAGACGCCCCACGUGAUAGGGGCUGGUUGGUGGGGAUCACCUUCUUCAUUCUGGGCCUCGGGACGCUGCUACCAUGGAAUUUCUUUAUGACCGCCUCCAUGUAUUUCAAUAGACGCCUCAACAAGGUAGAAUGGAGCAACGGCACGAUGGUGGUCCAGAAAGAGUACUACUUCAACAACUGGAUGACUCUGCUGUCCCAGCUCCCCCUGCUGCUCUGCACUCUGCUCAACUCCUUCUUUUAUCAGCGGAUAUCGGAGAUGGUGCGUAUAGCGGGCAGCCUGGUCUUCAUCCUCGUCCUCUUCAUCCUCACUGCCAUCCUGGUCAAGGUCCCUAUGGAGGAGGACUGCUUCUUCUCUGUUACCAUGGCUACCAUCUGGUUCAUCAACUCGUUUGGAGCGGUGCUGCAGGGCAGUCUGUUUGGCCUGGUGGGCUUGCUGCCUCAGAGGUACAGCGCUGUGUUUAUGAGUGGCCAGGGGCUGGCCGGCACCUUCGCCUCUCUCGCCAUGCUGGUCUCCAUAGCCAGUGACACAGACCUUGAGACGGCUGCGUUGGGUUACUUCAUCACUCCUUGUGUAGGAACCCUGCUCACUCUCCUCAGCUACCUCCUCCUGCCUCGCCUGGAGUUUGCCCAGUUCUACUUGGACAAGAGCAGGAGCUAUGAGGUGGAGACCAUAGACGAGCUGCUGAAAGAGAGUGGCACGGCGCAGAACGGCAAGCUGAAUGGCAAGGCCAACGGCUCAUUGGCCAAUGGUGAUGCCAGCGGCGAGGAGGUGGAGGUAGACGGGGGCAGUCCCAAGCAUAACUUCCUACCCCUGGAGCAGGCUGAGGACAGGGACCGGAAGUCCACCGUCAUGGAGGUGUUUAAAAAGAUAUGGGUGAUGGCGUUCUGUGUGGUUUUUGUCUUCACCGUCACUCUCUCUGUGUUUCCUGCCGUCACUGUGGACGUCAAAACCAUAUACCCUGGGAAAUGGGAGUCCUAUUUCAUCUCAGUGUGUUGCUUCCUCAUCUUCAACGUGUGUGACUGGAUCGGUAGAACCGUCACCACCCUGUUCCAAUGGCCUCCCAAGGAGAGUCAUCUGUUCCCGGUGCUGGUGGUCUCCAGGGUGGUGUUUGUUCCCCUGCUGAUGUUCUGUAACGUCCAGAGGCGCUCCUACCUCCCCGUCCUCUUCUCCCACGACGCUGCCUUCGCCUUCAUCAUGAUGCUCUUCUCCCUCUCUAGUGGCUACUGCGUCUGCCUGUCCAUGACCUACGCCCCACAGCUGGUGGCGUCCAAAGAUGCAGAGACGGCCGGGGCCCUGAUGGCUUUCUUCCUGGGCCUGGGCCUCUCCAUCGGGGCUGGCCUUUCUUUCCUGCUGCGUCUACUUGUCUAGACAGGCACACCAGAGGGACCACCGUCACCAGUCCCUGUUGUUUUCGAACAACGGUCGCCUACAUGGCCAUUCGUAAAUUGAGCGACCACUGCCACCAAAUGCCCUUUUUAUUCCUAGAAGGACCUAGGCUGGGAAUAGAGAGCUGCCUGCAUCAAAAUGUAUUUAGUACUGACCACAAUAGAUAUUAUACAAGCGAUUUGAGUAUUACCUCUCCAUCUGCCACAUACAUACACUAUACUCACUGAAAUAACUGAGAGAAUGGCCUUAAGAGCCGACUUUGAGGGAAUAAUGCUACAUGAAUGCUAGCUACCUACUUCACAAGUGGUUUACAGUGAUAAGAAGGCAUCACUGGUUGACUCCCGGAAUAAUGGACACAGUCAGUACCAGACCGCUCUAAACUUGGGUCGUUUUCGUUAUUUUUGAGUUGGGCCAUUUUAAGGAUUUUUUUAUUGUUGUAUAAAGUUAUUUGUUUUCUUAGCUUUAGAUCUUUUUACGUAAGGCAUUAACUUUAGUCAAGUACUGUAGCUGUGAGUUUUUCGAGAGCUAAUCUAUUGUUACACUAAGUAGUUCCAUUUAUUAUAAUCCUCUCUGGAAACGACAUCAGAGCAAAUCAUACGAUUACCGGCUCUGAAGUUGAUUUACUUAUUCUUUUCAACUACCGUAAUUUCCGGACUAUUAAGCGCACCUGAAUAUAAGCCGCACCCACUGAAUUUAAAACAAAAUAUUAUUUUGAACAUAAAUAAGCCGCACAUGUCUAUAAGCCGCAGGUGCCUACCGGUACAUUGAAACAAAUGAACUUUACACAGGCUUUAACGAAACACGGCUUGUAACAAAAAAUUAGCAGUAAGCUUUAGUUGUAUUUUUGUACUGAGUCAAUUCCUCACGCUGCUGUUUCCAACGUCUUAUCAUCGACUCAUUAAGACCAAGCUCCCGUGCAGCAGCUCUAUUUCCUUUUCCAACAGCCAGAUCAAUCACCUUCAACUUGAAAUCUGAAUUAUAUGCAUUUCUCCGUGUCUUUGCCAUGAUGAGGGUGACAAAAUUACUACGUAAUCAGAAUGAUGGGAAGUUUGAGAGCGCUCGAUUUAAUCUAAACAGUAAACAAAAAAGUUGUUUGACCUUAACCCGUUCGGCAAUUUCAUUGGUCUAAUGAAAGCUUCAUGCCGCCCAAAAACUGAGCACGUCACAGAAUGUGUUUUUUUGGAGAGAAAAAAAUUGAAAGCGGGAAAAAUCCAUAUAUUAGCCGCGUCAUUGUUUAAGCCGCGAGGUUCAAAGCCUGGGAAAAAAGUUGCGGCUAAUAGUCCGGAAUUUACGGUAAACCUUUAAUUUGAUUUAAAACAUACGUUUCAGUUUUAUUGACACAUCAGAACAAAGUUACCAUAUUACACAGAAAACGUGGCCAUUAGUCUGUCGACAUCAGCACAGUCAUAACUUUUUAGCCCAUCGGAGUGGAGAGGACCGCCUAUGGCGUGUUCAGUAGAGUAAAACGGAUGUCAUGGACAGGAAAAAACCCUAUUCACCAUUCCACAUUAUAAGAUUAUCGUGUCUGCUCAAUUAUGUUACCUUUCUAUCUGUGACUCAUCGUUUCAACCACCUGACCUAGGUGUCACAGUCAUCCGAUUGCCCUGUGUCUGACUCACUUCCUGUUUACGCGAGGAUAAUGGCCCAGUAGGACUGGUUUUAGAAACAAAAUAUGUUUAUUGACAGGACCACUCCAGCCCCCUGUUAGCCAAGCUGCUUCUGUUUCGAUGUAUUUUCACGAGAGGGCAGGCAGGUUAUGGGAGCCUAAAAAUAUUCCUAACCCAUUCCUGUCCUCUGUUCUAAGGGUACUGUCGAGUCUGACCUUAACACCAUUCCGCUUGGCCAACCUACCCAGUCACUUUGUUUAAAUAGAAUUUUUGCCUUAGGUGCGGUGUACAAAGGCGUGCUGUUCCAGCUAACUCAAAAAGGAAAAACCUAGGCUUCAUGCUUUGUCGUAAGCAAGGGUGUGUUUGUCUCUAUGUAAUUAAAUGUUUCAUGUCUGACAAUGACCACGAAAAAGUGGCAGCUAUUCUGUAGGGUUGAUGAGGUGAAUUGGUUGGAUUUAAAGUAAUGGUUUUGUUUCGCUGUUGGUCAUUUUACUAGAGUAAACUAUAGUGUUUGAAGUAGGAUCACAGACUAGAAUGGCUUCUAGCUGUCAUUGAUUGACGAGUUAGCUCUGGGCAAGGUGUCUGUAUCUGCCAAUCUUUGAGCUUCAUACUUCAUAGAGUGUCACACAGACAGUGGGAGUACUAGCUAAACUGCAUUACAGUAGGCCAUUAUAGGGCCUUACAUUUUAAGACAUUACCAUAACACUAAAUCACAAUUCGAGACACAAUUCUCUGCCAAUUUUCAUUUAUUGAAUGUGUCAUGGCCACAAUGACUGACUUGGAGUCAGAUUUUACAUUUUUAAACUGCCAGUAUUAAGAGUGCCAUGAACACAAUAAAUGACAACAAAUCACUUUAUUUUCUAAAACUGGGCUUUCAAGCUAUAGAUUUUUAGGACUAUAAAUGUAUUUAUUUUUGCCCAUUUCCAGUUUUGUUCUAGAAAUGAACGCAAUGAUUAGAACCUUACAAACUAUUGCAUGAACCAUUUUGUGUGUGUUUGCUCUUUUUUGGUUUCUAGACUUUCUCCAUUACUCUUAUUUUAUUCUCCAUUGUUUUAUUGUUUAAUGCUCCGGAACUUGUGACUUCUAAGUAUUUUUUUAACCUUCCACUUUGGGCUGUGUCAAGGUGUAAUUUAUACAUGCGUAGUCUAUGAGCAGAAUUACUGUCUUACCUCAAUUAGCAACAAAAUCCCUAGUUUGAAAGCCACUUUUUCUAGAAGCUGUUUCAUUUUCCCCGACAUUUUCCCCCACGUUGGGCCAACAUAGCAAUUCGAGUUAUAGCCAUUUGAGUGACCGCUAGCAAGAUGCACACACAGCAGUGGGAGAGCCAUGACGUGGUGGACAUAUCUGCACGUGACGUAGUAUGCAAUUUUCGGGAACCGCUUUUGGCUCAUGAGCGCUACUUUCACAACUACUAGCUAAAAGGUAUACAAAAGUACCAGAGAAUCUCUUUAUUCUAAUUUCCCUCUCAUGAAAUCUUUGCUUUUGAUUUGAUCAAGGUGUAUGAGUGAGUUUUCGGAAUGGAGUGAACUAAGUCAUAAACGAGGUACCAGUGCAUAAAGUGUUAUUGAGUGAAACAGCCGUUUGGUUUCAAAAGGGCUGGAUGAAGGGCUGAUGAGAACAAUGGCCCUGUUUGACCCUGGUUAUGAGAAGAGAGUAUUCUCAGGAAUAUAAAUGCCAUUGUUGCAUACAUGUAUACGGUACACUGUUUUGUUUUAUGGAACCACAAUGGUGCCAAUCAGUUUUAGGUUGUGGCUGUGAGCAGGGCUUUGCUCUGUCAGGGUCGUACUGUAUGAUUGCGCAACAAACAUUUAACAUGCGCUACUACAGCGAAGGGAAUCGUGGCUAUGUCUAUGUACAUGUUUUGCGUAGUUAUUCUGUGUUGAGGAAUUUGACUUGCUGUUGGAAUAGUUUUUAUGCCAUUAAAUGGAUUGUUUUUA